UAUGGUUGAAGUAAACUUAUGACAUAAGAUAGUUCUGUAUCUCUAACCUCAAUAUAACCCUAUUGAAAUAAAAAGAAAACCGAUAGAAAUACAAAUGAUACAUUAAACUUGUAACAAUUACUUGUAUAUUUACUCAAUUUUUAUUUCUUUUUGAAAUACCCCGUAAAACUUAAAACAGUUAUGUCCGCUUUGAAACGGGUUCAACAAUGGGCUACAUUUGCACGGAUCUGGCAUAUAUAUGAUGCAGCCUGGCAAAAUCCCCUCAGUUCUGCAGAUUAUCUGAAAAUUUAUUUGAUGGGAGCUCAUAAACCUAUUUAUCAUCCAAUGAACGAUUGUGGAGACCAUGUUAUAGUUAUAAAUACUGCAGACAUUGCUUUACCUGGGGAUGAAUGGAAGAAAAGAGUAUAUUUUCAUCAUACAGGAUACCCGGGUGGAGCUACUUGGACAUUGGCAUGGGAGUUGCAUAACAAGGACCCAACAAUGGUGAGAUAUGUUGUUCAAAAUACAGUGCUAACGCAAAAAGUCUUUCCCAUCUUCAUCUUUUGAACAGUUU
Messenger RNA from Leptinotarsa decemlineata (Colorado potato beetle), 553 nucleotides. RefSeq names its product mitochondrial ribosomal protein L13 (gene mRpL13). NCBI's taxonomy places the organism in Eukaryota, Metazoa, Arthropoda, Insecta, Coleoptera, Chrysomelidae. Gene Ontology annotation, cellular component: mitochondrial large ribosomal subunit; ribosome. Gene Ontology annotation, molecular function: structural constituent of ribosome; mRNA binding. Gene Ontology annotation, biological process: negative regulation of translation; translation. The record is from RefSeq and is a predicted model, not a curated record.